Molecule: messenger RNA, 1491 nt
Organism: Vitis riparia (riverbank grape)
Lineage: Eukaryota; Viridiplantae; Streptophyta; Magnoliopsida; Vitales; Vitaceae
Product: malate dehydrogenase, glyoxysomal-like
Exons: 9
Coding region: 65-1135 (356 amino acids)
Biological process (GO): tricarboxylic acid cycle; malate metabolic process
Cellular component (GO): cytoplasm; chloroplast
Molecular function (GO): L-malate dehydrogenase (NAD+) activity
Source: RefSeq, a predicted model, not a curated record
ACGGCCCAUUCUUGGCAGUUGUUGAACACUGAUCGCCUGCCUCGUCGACCCAGGAGAAGAAACGAUGCACCCGACUUCUGAUGCCAAUCAACGCAUUGCUAGGAUCUCAGCUCAUCUUCAACCUUCCAAUUUCCAGAUGGGGGAGAGUUCUGGCUUGAGCAGGGAGAAUUGCAGGGCAAAAGGUGGAGCCCCUGGAUUCAAAGUUGCUAUAUUGGGUGCUGCAGGAGGCAUAGGACAGCCUUUGGCCAUGUUGAUGAAGAUGAACCCACUGGUUUCAGUGCUUCAUCUAUAUGAUGUUGUCAAUACACCUGGUGUCACUUCAGAUAUCAGUCAUAUGGAUACGGGUGCUGUGGUGCGUGGUUUUCUAGGGCAACAACAACUCGAGGAUGCCCUUACAGGCAUGGACCUUGUAAUUAUUCCUGCAGGAGUUCCAAGGAAACCAGGAAUGACAAGGGAUGAUCUGUUUAACAUCAAUGCUGGAAUAGUUAAGACCCUUUGUGAAGGAAUUGCUAAGUGCUGCCCAAACGCUAUUGUCAACUUGAUCAGUAAUCCUGUAAAUUCUACAGUUCCAAUUGCAGCAGAGGUUUUCAAAAAAGCCGGCACCUUUGACCCAAAGCGACUUUUGGGGGUCACAAUGCUUGAUGUUGUCAGAGCCAACACUUUUGUGGCGGAAGUUUUGGGACUUGAUCCCAGAGAAGUUGAUGUUCCUGUUGUAGGUGGUCAUGCAGGGGUUACAAUUUUACCUCUUUUAUCUCAGGUCAAACCUCCAUGCUCUUUCACCCCGGAAGAAAUUGACUACUUAACUGCUCGGAUUCAGAAUGGUGGUACUGAAGUUGUUGAGGCAAAAGCUGGGGCUGGUUCUGCAACACUAUCAAUGGCAUAUGCUGCUGUUAAAUUUGCAGAUACAUGCCUGCGGGGCUUGAGAGGAGAUGCUGGGGUUAUCCAAUGUGCUUUUGUGUUUUCUCAGGUCACUGAACUUCCUUUCUUUGCGUCCAAGGUCAGGCUUGGCCGUACUGGUGCUGAGGAGAUCUACCCACUUGGCCCCCUGAAUGAGUAUGAGAGGGCCGGCUUGGAGAAGGCAAAGAAAGAGUUGGCGUCAAGCAUCCAGAAGGGGAUCUCCUUCAUCAGGAAAUGAAUUGGAUCCAACCACGAUUUUCUUGUAGAUUGAUUUCUGGCUCUUAUUAGCUCCCUUUAUGCUCUCUAUUCUCGUAGUCAUAGUUCCUGGAAAUAAGUGAUCAAGUCCCUUUUACUUCAAAACCGGAUUGAAGAGAGUUACUUCAUGUGCAGCUGCUGAGAGGAAUAAAAGGAAUGUGGAGUUGCUUCUCUGGGGAUUUCAGUUGUACUUUAUUCAAUAAAUGGAUGGAUAUCAUAUCUGUAAACUUGAAGCUGGUCUCAGUUUCAGUUGUACUUCAUAUACUUCCCCUAUUCUUCCUCUUUUUGCUCUUUCUAGAUGAUUAAUUAAACGAGGAAAAGUGGGAUUCCAUUCAUUAA